GCUUAUACACAACAAAGUCUUCUUCUUUCUCUGAGAAGAUAUUUUCGUGGUUGUGAUCGAAAGAUACCAAAACUAAAGAGUUUCUUUUUCUUCUUCCUUCUUCUUUACUUCAACAUCUCAUAUUUUCUCUCUCUCCUUCAAUCUGAAACGAUUAAGAUCUAAAGGAGUCCUGUUUCGUUUGCUGUGUUUUACUUUGUCUUUGUUGCUGUUUACUGGAUUCUGCUUUUCUCUGUGAUUUUGUUUGUUUUGAGCUCUGAAUCUAUGGGGGAGAUUGUGGUUUUAAGUAGUGAUGAUGGUAUGGAGACGAUAAAGAACAGAGUAAAGUCAUCGGAAGUUGUUCAGUGGGAGAAGUAUUUGCCUAAAACUGUGCUUAGGGUUUUGUUAGUUGAAUCUGAUUACUCAACUCGUCAAAUCAUCACUGCCCUUCUUCGUAAAUGCUGUUACAAAGUUGUAGCUGUCUCUGAUGGUUUAGCUGCGUGGGAGGUUCUAAAGGAGAAGUCACAUAACAUUGAUCUUAUACUAACUGAGCUAGAUUUGCCAUCUAUAUCUGGUUUUGCUCUGCUUGCUUUGGUUAUGGAGCAUGAAGCUUGCAAGAACAUUCCUGUCAUAAUGAUGUCUUCGCAAGAUUCGAUAAAAAUGGUGUUGAAGUGUAUGCUCAGAGGUGCUGCUGAUUAUCUUAUUAAACCAAUGAGGAAAAACGAGUUGAAGAAUCUAUGGCAACAUGUGUGGAGACGACUUACUUUGCGUGAUGAUCCUACUGCUCAUGCUCAAAGCUUACCAGGUUCACAGCACAACCUUGAAGAUACUGAUGAAACUUGUGAAGAUUCCAGAUAUCAUUCAGAUCAAGGAAGUGGUGCUCAGGCCAUCAGCUACAAUGGUCACAAUAAGCUUAUGGAGAAUGCCAAAUCAGUGGAUGAAAGAGACGAGUUCAAGGAAUCUUUUGAUGUGACAAUGGAUUUGAUUGGUGGAAUUGACAAGCGUCCUGAUAGUAUCUAUGGAGACAACAGUCGAGAUGAGUGUGUUGGUCCUGAGCUUGGACUUUCUCUGAAAAGAUCUUGCUCUGUGAGUUUUGAGAACCAAGAUGAAAGCAAGCAUCAGAAGCUUAGCCUCUCUGAUGCAUCAGCCUUCUUAAGAUUUGAGAAUAGCAAGCCAGCAGAGAAAGCUGUCGUUGCUUUAGACGAGAGUACCUCAGGUGAGCCAAAGACACCAACCGAAUCACAUGAAAAGUUAAGAAAAGUAAGAUCUGAUCAAGGAAGCGCCACAACGAGCAGCAACCAGGAGAAUAUCGGAUCAUCAAGCGUAAGCGGACAAUGUGGACAGAACGAGUUAAGCUUCCGUAACCAAGUUCAGAAGCAACAUCUGCAAGAUUCCCCCAUACCGGUAGAAUCAAAUCGUGUGAAAGCAGAUAGCAAGGAAGUAGAGGUUGGUUCUCAAAGCACCUGCAACACCAAUGAGGGGAUUGGUGGACAAAGCAGUAGCACAGAGAAACCAAAGGAAGAAGAAAGUGUGAAACAACGUUGGAGUAGAAGCCAGAGAGAAGCUGCAUUGAUGAAGUUCCGGUUGAAGAGGAAAGACCGUUGCUUUGAUAAAAAGGUUCGAUACCAGAGCAGGAAGAAGCUAGCAGAACAACGUCCACGAGUGAAAGGCCAGUUCGUGCGAGCCGUGAAUUCAGAUGCAUCUACUAAAGCAUGAAGCUCUCUUUAAGUUUUUCUCUGAUUCCUUUUGUUGAAUUUAUAACAGAAACUUAUUUAGCUUUGCAAUCUUUAGUGUGCUUUUUUUGUUUUGUAUUUGGCUUCUUCUUCUCAGCUAAUAUGAGAUAUUGGGGCAACUUUUGUAUAUAUGUCUGCAAAUGACCAGGCUAAAGCUAAAACACAGUAAUUCCAAUUUCGUUAUGUUGAGAAAUA
This is a messenger RNA of Arabidopsis lyrata subsp. lyrata, 1904 nucleotides long. Its product is annotated as two-component response regulator-like APRR9. NCBI's taxonomy places the organism in Eukaryota, Viridiplantae, Streptophyta, Magnoliopsida, Brassicales, Brassicaceae. Bases 262 to 1692 code for a protein of 476 amino acids. Gene Ontology annotation, biological process: regulation of flower development; cytokinin-activated signaling pathway; phosphorelay signal transduction system. Gene Ontology annotation, cellular component: nucleus. The record is from RefSeq and is a predicted model, not a curated record. The transcript is spliced from 7 exons. Gene Ontology annotation, molecular function: protein binding.